Molecule: messenger RNA, 722 nt
Organism: Arachis duranensis
Lineage: Eukaryota; Viridiplantae; Streptophyta; Magnoliopsida; Fabales; Fabaceae
Product: probable amino acid permease 7
Exons: 4
Coding region: 140-625 (161 amino acids)
Cellular component (GO): plasma membrane
Source: RefSeq, a predicted model, not a curated record
CUUUACAACAUAUAUUUUUUCCUUCAAUAUUCCUUAAAAAAAUAUAUAUUAUAUUUAUUUUCAUUACAUAUACCCUCUUGCUCUACCUUGUGAUUGUUGAGAAGAGAAAAAUCAAACUUUUGAAAGAAGAAUUUAAAGAAUGGUUGAUGAAUUCAUGGAGCAAUUUCCCUUGAUUCAUCAAAGCUGUUCUUCUUCAUCUUCAGGCAAUAACGUGACAAGAGAGCCUCCUAAGAGAAUUGGUAACGUAUGGAGUGCAAUAGCGCACAUAAUAACAGGAGUGAUAGGGGCAGGGGUGCUGUCUCUAGCAUGGUCGGUGGCGCAACUUGGUUGGAUUGGAGGUCCGAUUUGCAUUGUGUUAUUUGCAGGCACAACCAUGGUUUCUUCAACCCUUCUUAGUGACUGCUAUAGACACCCUCAUCCUGAGUAUGGUGCAACCAGGAGUUCCUGCUUCAUAGAUGCAGUCAAAUUAUUUUUAGGAGAGAAGAAGAAACAUGUGUGUGGAAUCAUGGCUUAUGCAACCAUGUUUGGCAUUACAACUGCCUUUGUUAUUACAUCUGCUACCAGUGUCAAUGACCACUUAUUAGAUAACGAUGAUUGGCAUGCCGGUAGAGAUGACCCUCCAUGACUUAGUGGUUGACUUAAUUAGGGCUAUCAAAGGAAAGUGUGAACACAAAAAUGUGAAAGAAAAAAACUUUGAUGCUUAUUAUAGUAUUGGAAUUAUU